GCCAUAACUGAGAUGGAUGAACACAAUCGUCCCAUUCAUACUUACCAGGUAUGUAACGUGAUGGAACCGAACCAGAACAACUGGCUUCGGACAAACUGGAUCUCCCGUGAUGCUGCACAGAAAAUUUAUGUGGAAAUGAAGUUUACCCUGAGGGACUGCAACAGUAUUCCAUGGGUGUUGGGAACCUGCAAGGAAACUUUUAACCUCUACUACAUGGAAUCAGAUGAAUCUCAUGGAGUAAAAUUCAAGCCAAACCAGUAUACUAAAAUUGAUACUAUUGCAGCUGAUGAGAGCUUUACCCAGAUGGACUUGGGCGACCGCAUUCUUAAACUGAACACAGAAGUUCGUGAGGUUGGGCCAAUAAACAAGAAAGGAUUUUAUCUUGCUUUUCAGGACAUUGGAGCAUGCAUUGCUUUGGUCUCAGUCCGUGUUUAUUACAAGAAGUGCCCUUUCACAGUCCGUAACUUGGCUAUGUUUCCUGAUACUAUUCCAAGGGUUGAUUCUUCCUCUUUGGUGGAAGUGCGGGGCUCCUGUGUGAAGAGCGCUGAGGAACGGGAUACUCCAAAAUUGUACUGUGGAGCGGAUGGGGAUUGGCUUGUGCCUCUUGGGCGAUGCAUCUGCACUGUAGGAUAUGAAGAACUGGAUGGCUCCUGCCAUGCCUGCAGGCCCGGGUUCUAUAAGGCAUUUGCUGGGAAUGUGAAGUGUUCCAAGUGCCCACCGCACAGCCUCACCCAUGUGGAAGCCACGUCCGUCUGCCAGUGUGAGAAAGGGUACUUCCGAGCCGAGAAGGACCCUCCGACCAUGGCAUGUACCCGGCCACCCUCUGCUCCGAGAAAUGUAAUCUUUAACAUUAACGAAACAGCUCUCAUGUUGGAAUGGAGCCCCCCGAGUGACACCGGAGGAAGGAAAGAUCUCACGUACAGCGUCAUCUGCAAAAAGUGYGGGUCGGACACCAGCCAGUGCGAGAUUUGUGGAGGAGGGAUCCGCUUCAUCCCGCGCCACACCGGUCUGAUCAACUCCUCCGUGACGGUGCUGGACUUCGUGUCGCAUGUGAACUACACCUUUGAAAUAGAGGCCAUGAAYGGCGUCUCCGAGCUGAGUUUCUCACCCAAGCAGUUCACGGCUAUCACAGUUACCACCGACCAAGAUGCACCCUCCUUGAUAGGUAUGGUAAGGAAGGACUGGGCUUCCCAAAACAGCAUUGCCCUCUCCUGGCAAGAGCCGGACUUUCCCCAUGGAGCCAUUCUGGACUACGAGAUCAAGUACUAUGAGAAAGUCUACCCCCGGAUAGCGCCGGCAUUUUGGCACUACCUGCGGGUAGAAGAGCAUGAGCAGCUCAGCUAUUCUUCCACAAGGUCCAAGGCUCCAAGUGUUAUCAUCACAGGUCUCAAGCCAGCCACCAAGUAUAUAUUUCAUAUCAGAGUCAGGACGGCAGCAGGAUACAGCGGCUAUAGCCAGAAGUUUGAAUUUGAAACUGGAGAUGAAACUUCUGAUAUGGCUGCGGAGCAGGGGCAGAUUCUUGUAAUUGCCACUGCUGCUGUUGGUGGAUUCACUCUCCUCGUCAUCCUCACUUUGUUCUUCCUCAUCACCGGGAGAUGCCAAUGGUACAUAAAAGCCAAAAUGAAGUCUGAAGAGAAAAGAAGGGCUCAUCUGCAAAAUGGACACUUACGCUUUCCAGGAAUCAAAACAUAUAUUGAUCCAGACACGUAUGAAGACCCAUCCCUUGCUGUCCAUGAGUUUGCAAAGGAGAUAGAUCCUUCAAGAAUUCGUAUUGAGAGAGUUAUUGGGGCAGGUGAAUUUGGAGAAGUAUGCAGUGGACGUCUGAAGACACCAGGAAAGAGAGAGAUACCUGUUGCAAUUAAAACACUAAAAGGUGGCUACAUGGACAGACAGAGAAGAGAUUUCUUGAGAGAAGCCAGUAUCAUGGGACAAUUUGAUCACCCAAACAUAAUCCGCCUUGAAGGAGUAGUUACAAAAAGAUCCUUUCCGACCAUUGGGGUGAAGUCUCUUUCGCGAUUCCUGAGGGCGGGAUUUUUAAAUAGCAUCCUGACCUCACAUCCAGUGGCAGGGGGUGGAUCUUUACCCCCCAGCAUUUCUUCUGGCAGACCAGUAAUGAUUGUAGUUGAAUACAUGGAGAAUGGAUCCCUUGACUCCUUUCUGCGGAAGCACGACGGGCACUUCACAGUGAUCCAGCUGGUUGGCAUGCUGCGUGGGAUUGCGUCUGGCAUGAAGUACCUCUCCGACAUGGGCUACGUGCACCGGGAUCUGGCAGCCCGGAAUAUUUUGGUCAACAGUAACCUCAUGUGCAAGGUCUCUGAUUUUGGUUUGUCACGGGUGUUGGAGGACGACCCUGAAGCCGCUUACACAACAAGCGGUGGAAAAAUUCCCAUAAGAUGGACUGCUCCUGAAGCUAUAGCUUACAGGAAGUUCUCUUCCGCAAGCGAUGCAUGGAGCUAUGGGAUUGUAAUGUGGGAAGUGAUGUCCUACGGCGAGAGACCGUACUGGGAGAUGUCCAACCAGGAUGUUAUACUGUCUAUAGAAGAAGGUUACAGGCUUCCAGCUCCCAUGGGCUGCCCAGCUUCUCUUCACCAACUAAUGCUUCACUGCUGGCAAAAGGAGAGGAACCACCGCCCCAAAUUCAGUGAUAUUGUCAGCUUCCUAGACAAACUCAUCCGCAAUCCAAGCACCCUUCAUACUCUAGUGGAGGAUGUACUUGUAAUGCCAGAUUCACCUGGUGAAGUUCCAGAAUAUCCCUUGUUUGUCUCGGUUAGUGAUUGGCUGGACUCAAUAAAAAUGGGUCAGUAUAAAAAUAACUUCAUGGCAGCGGGUUUCACAACCUUGGAUAUGGUCUCAAGAAUGAGUAUUGAUGACAUUAGAAGAAUUGGAGUUGUACUCAUCGGACACCAGAGACGAAUAGUGAGCAGUUUACAGACUUUGCGGUUACACAUGAUGCACAUACAGGAGAAAGGAUUUCAUGUAUGAAAAGUACUAGAAUCAACUGUGUUUUGUGCCUCAGCAUUUCUAAAAUGGAAAAUAUUCUCAUUCUUCCCUUCCGCUCUUCCCAGCUUCAAGAACUGCAGUCUCCUGUUCAGACUAUAAAAAGUACUUCUAGGUCAAUGCUUCCAAACGGGAAUUUUUAAUCACACUGCAUAGUUCCUUCGUCAGUUAUCUGCCAAUAAAAUCCUGGCCUACUGCAAGACUCUUGCUACACAUUGAUGAAUAACUCAGCAUGGAUGUGUAACUUUGUAUAACAGUUUUUGGGAAACUUUCAUGAACUUAUUUGAAAGUAGCAAUCUAUUUGGCCUGGCGUGGCUUCUUUAUCGAUGUAUUUAGAGUUUGCUGGUAGAUCGAAAAGUAUUUGACUUCCUUCAUGUUCUGUGACCAUGUAACUUCCAAUAUCAAAUGUGCAAUCAAGGAGAAGUUUGACAUAAAUAUUUAUUUUAUCUCUUAAUUAAACCCGAAUGUAUGGGUCCUAUCAUUAUAUUACUUUAUAACAGUUUAAAUGCUAUUAAGCUGCUGCCUCAAAAUGUUAGAAUUCUUUGCAAAAAUGAGCGAUGAUUUCAUCUAGCUAAUUUCCAUUGUAUGAUAUGUGAGGAUAGUGGGAAAAAAAAGUUGUUUGAAAUCGUAAGGUCCUUGAUUUCAGAUUACUUUGGCACUCGACACUUUUUAUGCUUUAAACUGUAGAUUAAGUUUUUAAAUUUGUUCAUUCUUGGGAUUUUUCCUCACUUGUUCUUCUUUUUAUCACUCAGCAUUUGCUUCUACCCUGUGGGAGAUUAAGCCUGGAAAACUGAUGACAAAGUUCUCUUAGCCACAUAGAAAACAUGGUUGUCAGCUACCCCGUGGCCCCAUGACUUGAGAAGGGUUUCUCUUCGAAAAACACAGGCCCCCAUUACUUGAACUAAGGGUAAUCUCCAUCAGUGGCAGCAGACCUUGGAGGGCCAGCCUUGUGUGGGGCGAUGUGUUUACUCCCAUAGCAGCAGGUCGGCCCUGCCAUCCAGCUGAGGGCAGCGGUACGAACGCAAGCUGAUGCUGAAAGUUACACUCCGUGGUAUUCAGCUAUCGUACCUAUAGUACAUGCAGGCAGAAAAGGAGACAUAGGACAGCAGUGUAAUAAUGUGUUGCCUUGAGUCUACUUCUAACUGCUUUUAGAAGUAAAGCACAGACUCUGACAGAAUGGAGUUCUGGUUACUACGGGCUAGAUCUUCAUUUAGUGCAAAUACGUAACUGACAUSGAAGAAAAUUCUCUUUAGAACUCUUCAAUAGCCAUAUUUACAUGCAAGAAAACGGCUGCAAAGGCCUAACGUAAUAUUUGUACCUCUGUAAGACUUAGAGCUUUCACGUUUUCUUCCGAUACCGUACGCAGAUGUGCUGGGCUCCCUUUCCAGAGCUGUGYGUGGGAUAUGCGCCGCGGGGCCUGAGAGGGGAGCGCGUGGCGGUCCGCGUGCUGCGGUAGCCACACGCACAGCUCUGCUCGCGUGCCACGUGUGAGCCGGGCAUCGAUGCUUUGGUUAAUUCAUACACGGUUUGCGGGACUUCUGUUGAGCUACGUGGCGUUCCUAUAUCCGUGAGCAUUUCAGAUCUUGAGUUAAAAUGUGCAUUUGGGCAAUUAGUAGGAUAGAUGUGUGUAUCAAAAUGAAUUAACUGCUUUAUGUAAUCAUAAUGGUAUUUACUGCUUAAUUUACAGCUUGCAAAUCAAAGUGUACUUCCUGACACUGGGAAAAAGGCUGUUGUGUACCGGUGGCAGAGAAGGAAAAGCAGAAAGCAACUCAGAAAAGAUUAUGCUUCCAACCAGUUCACAGAGCAAGACAUGCUGGGCCUGAUUCACUGUUGUCACUUUAUGUUGGAAUAACUUCAGUAAUUUAAAUAGGGUUACAGUAGAGAACUGAGUACAUUUUCCUUUUUUUCCAUUAAAAAAGAUUUAACUGAGGAACAACUUUUCUAAAGAAAAGGAUUCACAGGUGGCGACUGGAUAAGCGUGUUUACAGAAGGGCAGGAGCAGCCCUACUCUAGCUACAAAGGGGGCUUCAUCGGCACGAGUAGCGCCGCUGAACUCGGGAGGACUGCACAAGCGCGUGGGUUUUGCAAGAUCACAGGCCUUGAGGGGAAAAACAGCCUUUGUUCUUUCCUGUUACUGUCACCCGGGACGUUCUGCCCCACUUCCACAUCUGAACAAUUUCCGGUAAGGGGUCUUGUUAAAAAAAAAAAAAAAAAAAGAUUGUACUUACUUUUGAAUCCUUUGCAAAUAACAACAUCAGAGGGUGGUGUAGACGUUGGUUUUUCAUCUUCCAUUUUGCCUGACAGUGUUUCCACAGCCAUCUGUGGAAGAAGCCCCUCUGA
Molecule: messenger RNA, 5337 nt
Organism: Nothoprocta perdicaria
Lineage: Eukaryota; Metazoa; Chordata; Aves; Tinamiformes; Tinamidae
Gene: EPHA6
Product: EPH receptor A6
Exons: 17
Coding region: 13-2982 (989 amino acids)
Biological process (GO): protein phosphorylation; axon guidance; cell surface receptor protein tyrosine kinase signaling pathway
Cellular component (GO): neuron projection; plasma membrane
Molecular function (GO): protein binding; transmembrane-ephrin receptor activity; ATP binding
Source: RefSeq, a predicted model, not a curated record